AUGAUGAAUAUUCUGGAGGACGUUCCUUUUCAAACCCCUUUGGGACCGUUAGGUGUUGAGAUACAGAUGUCGACUUUACCUGAUAUUUCUGUACCACAAUGCCAUCAGAUCAUGCAGGAAACUGAGUAUGGAUUCAAUCUGGAGAGAUGGAUUUUAACUGGGCAGCAGCCGGUGAGUCAGGUUCCGUCUUGUCCCCCCUACUGGCUGAUGUUCAGCACCCCUCAAGAAACCCACAAGCACACUCCUAGGGGCCAGGAUCUGUGGGUCUCCCGGCCCCGCAGCCACAGCCUGAGUUCCGCGGAGGGCUGCUGGUUGCACCACCGCGCCGUCAAGUUCCUCCCAGCUGACUCCGAUGAAGAAGAUGACUCAUAUAAGGAUAUCACCGGGGUUCCCAGAGAGCGGCCCCGCAGUGCCGCGGCCAGGGACCCAGUCUCCAGGGUCAAAGACAUGCACCUCGCUCAUUCCUCACACCGAGGUAAGCCGGAGUUAUCUCCAGUCCUCAAAGGCCACAGAGCCACGUCUUCUCUCCCGGACUGCAGACCACCUUUACGCGCGCUGGAGCAGCUCAGAUCACAGCAGGCAAGUUCGCUGUCUCAGGGGCAGAAGAACGGCAAGAAGAGGCAACGCUCUCUGGGCAGACGGUUCUCCCAAAACACUCCACCCGCCGAGCACUCUCCAUCCAGGCCACUGCAACAACGACCCUCCUCAGCUGGAUCUGUUAGAAACCGCAGGAGAAAGGUCCUGACAACUCCUGGCUCUCGUGGCGUUUUCUUUGACUCAGCAGCAGAGCUUCUGACAGCUCUGAGUCAGGAGGAGAGGGAGUUACUCGAAACCAUCACAGAGAAAGGAUACCCGUUACGCACUGCCAUCCUGGCUCUGCAGAAAACUGGCUAUCAGAGUCCUGAGAAGGUCUUAAAAUACCUGGUUGCAUGUGAUCGUCUUUGCCAGCUGGGCUAUGAUGAGGCACAAGUGGAGGAAGCUUUGGAGAUGUUUCAGAAUUGUGAGAGCAAGGCUGCAGAGUUCCUCCACUUGCUGACUCAGUUUGAUGAGAUGGGCUUCCAGCAGAGCGCGAUCAAAGAAGUGCUGCUUGUUCAUGAAAACCACCGUGAGCGGGCUCUGGAGGAGCUGAUGACACGCAUGGCUUAGGUAGUCCAGUCUGAAGACACGGCAUCUGGCUUCAAACAUUUAACUCAAGCUGCAGCAGCAAGCAUGAAAACCUUUGAUACUUGUCAAUAAUUAGUCUUAGUUAAAAUGUUUUUCAAAUUUUAUUGACAGAUUUUUAAAAAGUUAAAAACAGAAAAAAAGAAGCAUUAAAAUGCCACAGCAUCUUAUGACAGAAGUAUUUACAGAAGUGAAAACGGCUUUGAACCAUUACUGAUGGCUGACCGUGGAGUUCAGGAGGCCCGUCUCCACGGACGACGUAGCAGCCUUCGAGAGGUCCCUCUGCAACGACACGCAACUUAACUUGGGCAAAGAACAACCAAGUAAUGCUGUGAAAUGCAAAACUUGUGAGGUUCAAAUUCAUUAAAUUAUUUUAAGAUGA
Molecule: messenger RNA, 1543 nt
Organism: Gambusia affinis (western mosquitofish)
Lineage: Eukaryota; Metazoa; Chordata; Actinopteri; Cyprinodontiformes; Poeciliidae
Product: ubiquitin-associated protein 1-like
Exons: 5
Coding region: 1-1146 (381 amino acids)
Biological process (GO): ubiquitin-dependent protein catabolic process via the multivesicular body sorting pathway
Cellular component (GO): ESCRT I complex
Molecular function (GO): ubiquitin binding
Source: RefSeq, a predicted model, not a curated record